CUGUCUCCGUUCUCUUCCUCUUCUCCCUCUCUCUCUCUCUCUCUCUCUCUCUCUCUCCCAGUCUCUGUUCUCUCAUCCCAACUCUGUCUUACUCCUUCCAUUUCUCUUCUUGUUCAUAUCACCAAAGCAUUCCCCACAUUGCCGAACCACGGAGCAAGAAGAAGCAGAGGAUUAAGGAGGCGCCGUACCAUUUUUAGUGACGAACAGAGACGAUCAAACCCAAUAGGACUCCGCCGCCGGCGAGCUUCUCUCAGGUAUAACAUACAACUUUCUGGCUUGAUUUCUUACGUGGGUUUGAACUAAUUAGUCUUGGGGAUGUUAAUUCGACUCAUGUCGAUUGAUUGAAAUUAAUCGAAAUGUUGAUCGAAUGGUUUUUAUCAAUACUACUGGGCUAGACUCUGUUUCUUUAGAGUAAAAAAACAGGGGUUUUCAGUUUUCACGGCUAAACAAUUUUUGCUCGGGACCGUCACAAUAUCUGUCCGCCGUCACUAAAGGAUAUAGGUCGAAACAAAAUGACUUUGCAUCAAAAGAAAUUUUAGUUAUACGAUUACCAACGAUUCCAUAUUUUGUAGUUUUAAUUUAGUGCUUAGGAUUCUGAGAUUUGUUGGUAUUAGGCAGCCAGCUUUGCUUGCAGCAUAGCAUCAAAUACCACUAUCUCUACGUUGCUUGAUGGCUCUAAUAUAAUUCCUUGUGGAUUAGUUCCAAUAUUGAGAUUUGAGAAAGAAAGGAAAUGACCGUUUCUCCAUCCACAACGGGUCUUCGAUUUUCAUGGGUUAUUUUUAAUUAGGGUUUGGUUCUUGUUUAGUUACAAAUUUUCAUAUGAUAAUAAUAACAACCACCUACUUUGACGACAACGUGAUUUCCAUUACUAAUUGAGCAAAUCAAAGGACUGUUUUUCUUUCUUGAUUUUUUUAUUAUAGGGAAUUGAUGAGAAACAAUCCAUUUCUCUCCAAAUUAAUUUUUAAUUAUUGUUGAUGAUAAAAUUAGAAGACCUUGUGCCAGUUUUGAGAUGAUAAUAUCAGCUACUCGCUUAUUAAUAUGAUAUCAAACCAUAUGAAAUCGUCAAUAAUUUGAAGAAAAAAUAACAAUUAGACUCAUUAUUUUAUUUUGUAUACUAAAAAUAUUCCUAAGAUUAGUAAGGUUAAUAUUCUUAAAACAAGCAUCGUAAUUAGUUUUUAAUAAUAUUAACUCCCAACCUAAAAGUUACAAAAAUCCCAUUUCUUAUCAUGAUUCCAGUUGGCCAAUAUACCAAAAAAAUUCACUAUUACACGCAAAAGACACUUUCUACUGUUUUUCUUACUUUUAAUUAAUCAUUUCUUAAUCCUCAUUUCAAUUCUUUACCAGACUUCACUCCUUUUCCCCUUCUCCUUUCCUCUCUCCGUCGCCGACCAACAAUGGAGGACGCCGAGGGAGCUCCGCCGCGAUGCUCAACUUCCACCGAGGAGACACGCACCACCUCCCGCACCACAAGCUGCUCCACCCAGACCACCACCACGACCGUCACGACGGAUCCCGGCUCUCCGACGACCAAGCUCCUCAAAGCCGCCCUCCCGGCGCGGCCGGGAACCUACGUCAUCCAGAUCCCCAAGGACACCAUCUACAAGAUCCCGCCGCCGGAGAACGCCAAGCGAUUCGAGCAGCUGACAAAUAAAAACCCCGGCGGCGGCCGCAGCCGCCGAUGCUGUGGCGGCGGCGCCCGCCUCUGGCUCUGGGCGUCAAUUUCCUUCUUCGCCGCCUUCCUAUUCCUCAUCGCCACCGGCGUCGGAGUCUUCUACCUCGUCGUCCGGCCGGAAUCCCCUCGAUUCGUGAUCCAAUCGGCGUCGAUCGAGGGGUUUAACUCAUCUGGACCGAUCUCCCCAAGAUUUGAGCUCGCCGUCGCGGCUCACAAUCGGAACAAGAAGAUGGGCGUGCUUUACCGGCCGGGUAGCUCCGCCGCCGUGUACUACAACGGCAUCGAGCUGGCGGCCGGCUCGAUCCCGGCUUUCGAACAGGGGAAGGACGAGCUGACGAGUUUUAAGACGGCGUUAAAAGGGGAGGGGAUCGUGCUGACGAGCGCCGUCAGGAGGUCAUUGAGUGACGGCGAGAACAGAGGCGCCGUGCCGUUUCGGCUGACGGCGACGGCGCUGGUGAAGUUUAGAUUAGGGGCCGUGAAGUCGUGGACGGUUAUCGCGAACGUUGACUGUGAGUUGACGGUGGAUAUGUUAACGGCGAACGCGAAGAUCGUCUCACAGAAAUGUGAUUCCAGCGCCAAAAUCUGGUAGACGUUACCAAACGAGAAAAAAAAAAGAGGAAAAAGAGGGUUUGGUUGUAGAAAAUUAGACAUAAAAUUAAUUUAGGAGGAUGGGUUUAAUUGAUUAAUUUUCCUCUCUCAUUCUCCAUUUUUUCCCCCCUUAAUACAUAUUCUUUAUUUUUGUUUAUUUUCUUUUACUUUUGGUCUUUGUUUUUGUGAGUAGGAAGUGAAAAAUUCAAAUAUUGAAAUGUAAUCCCGGAGUUAAGUUUUGUUUCUGGAUUGAUUACAACAAGAUGAGAUGUGUACAAUUGAUGAUGUAAUUGUAAAUGAUACGUUUUGGAUGUCGAGUAUUGCAAAGUUUUUAUUUUCCCGUCAUUUUAUGAUGUUUAACUGGUGGUCUCUAUCUAUUUUGAUGUUGAGUAAUUGUUUUUGCAUAAGUACUAGUUUCCAUGUUUUGGCCACGCGAGCUCGAAUAUUCUCAUUAUCAGAAGACAAGAUGCCAACCGGUGUAUAAACUUUUAUGUUUUUA
This is a messenger RNA of Linum trigynum, 2759 nucleotides long. Lineage: Eukaryota; Viridiplantae; Streptophyta; Magnoliopsida; Malpighiales; Linaceae. The record is from the annotation of a GenBank genome assembly.